This is a messenger RNA of Suillus clintonianus, 1237 nucleotides long. RefSeq lists its product as uncharacterized. Lineage: Eukaryota; Fungi; Basidiomycota; Agaricomycetes; Boletales; Suillaceae. The transcript has 3 exons. Bases 74 to 1141 code for a protein of 355 amino acids. The record is from RefSeq and is a predicted model, not a curated record.
UUCCGUAUACUUACCAAUAUUAAUUAUAAAUACGACUUUGUGAAUCUCCGAUUGAUCUCCGAGUCGAAUACUUAUGCCCACUUCAACAAAACUCGAAAGUCUGAGAGUCAGUGACAACGUGUCCUACUAUUACUUUGAUAGUGGUAAUGUCCCUGGAAACAAAUAUACAACCUUGGUCUUUGUCCAUGGUAUGGGUUUCAAUGGAGGUGUUUUCAGGAAGCUUUUCCCUCUAGCUGCUGCGCACCGUCUCCGCAUAGUCAGCCUAUACAGGCGUGAUUAUAAACCCACCACCAGCUUCCGUGAUGCAGACUUGGCUGGUAUUGUGUCUGGAACAGUGGAGGGAGAGGAAGGCUUCCUUCGCAGCCAAGCGGUCGAUAUCGCUACUUUCCUUGUUAUGUUUGCCCGCGAGCAACAUAUUCCCCCAGCGGAAGGUACCAGCGGUGGAAUUGCCCUGAUGGGGUGGUCUUUAGGGUCAUUGCUCACUCACGCUGUCUUGGCCUAUCUUGAUGCCUUGCCAUCUAAUAUUCUUUCUGACCUCGGAAAGUAUCUCCAUACUAUGGUUUCUCAUGAUGUGAGUGGGGGUUUCCUUGGUAUGCCCAAACCCCUAGACUACAAUCUCGACCUGUGGUUUGAACCCGAUGUCGAGAAGAGGUUCAAUCUUUUCUAUGAAUGGGUGACGGCGUUCUACCCGAACACGGAUGUCACCUCAGGAAACAUUGACGACCUCGAGUUCAACAACUUCUCAGACAAAACCCACUCCAUGCACGAUUUGUCAUCUGAGGAGCUUGCAGAGCUCACAUCUGCCAAAACUUUCGGUGCUUCCGACACACUCCUCCUCCGUAUUCGACUAGACGUAUUCAAGGCCACGACAAGACGUGCUAUAUUCAACACGGCCUUGGCGGAGAAGUUUCUCCCUAACCUACGUGUCAGAUACAUGAGUGGUGGAGCGAGUCCUGGUGUUUUAGUCUGGGCAUUGCAUGAAUUAAAGAAGUGUUUGGCUGACCCCAAGCCAAUGUAUGGGCCUGAUGCCGAAAGGGCGCGAGACGUGAAGUUCAAAUUCCAGACUGAAGGAAACCACUUUAUAUUUUGGGACGAACCAGAGGUAGCCCUUGAGCAUUACAUUGCUACCAUAAACCUUUAGAGAUAACGGGUCCGAUAAAUAUUGUUCUUCACGGUGUGGUUUAUUACCCCUGCCACGUCGGCAAAUAAAGCCAAACCGAAUUGCUGAGAGGACGGC